UCUCUUGUUGCUUUCCCUAAACUGAAGAGGCAGGUGUUGUCUUACGACCCUCCGGUUAGUUCGCCCAAAGACUUCACAGACGCCACGCUCUUCUACGUCAACCAGGACUUUUCACUCAUAAAAAACUCCAAAGUUCAGAAGCGAGGAAAGAUUAAUCUGAUCGGUCGGCUGCAGCUGACGACGGAGCGGAUGAGAGAAGAGGAGAACGAAGGCAUCGUUCAGCUCAGAAUACUCAGAACUCAGGAGGCUAUUAUCCAAAUCAUGAAGAUGAGGAAGCGCAUCAGCAAUGCCCAGCUGCAGACGGAGCUGGUGGAAAUCCUGAAAAACAUGUUCCUGCCUCAGAAGAAGAUGAUAAAGGAGCAGAUCGAGUGGCUCAUCGAACACAAGUACAUAAAAAGGGACGAGUCGGACAUCAACACCUUCAUCUACAUGGCCUAGACCAGGAGGACGGAGCGCACUUUUACUGUUUGUUUUUUUUUUUGUUUUGUUUUGUUUUGUCUGCUGGCCUGCACAGCUGGAGCUCGUUCGUUCACGGUGUGGACGCUGUUUCUGUUUCCGAGACGCCGGUCGAGACGAAUAUGUGGCGUUGAGUCACGGCGCCGACCGUCUGUGUGUCUCUGCUGCCCUCUAGUGUUCGAUCAGAGGAGAGUCGUGGCAGCAGGGGCUUCUUUUUGCCAGCAUUUCAGAAGAAAACCACGAUAGUUAAAUAAUAAAAUAAAUACUUCCUGCCUUACCUUUUCUCAGACGUGGACUGCAGAUGAGACGGAGGUGAAAUGUGCGGCGAGAGGAGGACAGAAGCUGAUGUUUUGCUUUCACAUGAUGCCGCAGCUGUCAUCCUGCAUCCCUCCUUUUCGCUGUUAUUUUUUUUUUGUUUGUUUGUUUUUUGACAGGGAAUGCAAAAGAUCAAGUGAAAGUAGACACGGUGAAGGACUUGUUGAAACAACCGAGGAGUAUUUUGCCAAAUUGUGUGUGUGUGUUUGGGUGCAUGGUGUGUAUUAUAGAUGUGUGUAUGUGUGUGUAUGUAUAUGUGCACUUUCAACAGCAUGCUGCUCUGAUUAUUUUUAUUUUUUUCUCUCCAGCAGAAAAUAUCUCACACGUUGUGAUCCGGGCGUGAAAGAGUCGAGAAAUUAAAAUCAGCCUUUCUUUUAAUGCUGAUGUUUAGUUUUCUUAUUAAGACCUUUGAGCGCAACUGAACAAAUGUGAUUAGUGUUUGUUUGUUUUUUUUGGACAGUUUUCAUUUUCAAACUAUUUAUUUGGUGUGUAACAACCCAUGCUCUGGACAUUGUGAAAUUAAAUGCGAACUUAAUCAAAGGUGGACACUGAAAAAUGUGACCAAGUAAAUUUUUGUGUGUGUGAGUAAAAUAGAAACACAAAUCUCGACAGAAACACUUUUUAUUUCGUUAUUUAUGUUCUAUACUUGAGUACAUUUGGUUACAAUUAAAGUUCUAAAUACUACA
Molecule: messenger RNA, 1457 nt
Organism: Austrofundulus limnaeus
Lineage: Eukaryota; Metazoa; Chordata; Actinopteri; Cyprinodontiformes; Rivulidae
Product: cullin-5
Biological process (GO): ubiquitin-dependent protein catabolic process
Cellular component (GO): cullin-RING ubiquitin ligase complex
Molecular function (GO): ubiquitin protein ligase binding
Source: RefSeq, a predicted model, not a curated record